This is a messenger RNA of Camellia sinensis, 1028 nucleotides long. The record is from RefSeq and is a predicted model, not a curated record. Lineage: Eukaryota; Viridiplantae; Streptophyta; Magnoliopsida; Ericales; Theaceae.
CUCCUUCAGAAAUGGAAUCCCCCAAAGGUCCCUCUUCAUGAUGUCUACCACAGGAGAGGAAUCUUCCAAUUCACACGAACCUACGAGAUCAAAAAACUAGAAAAUACAGUCUUCAUCCGAGGUCAAUUCGAGGAGUUUCAAUUGCUCGAAAAACGAGCAAUCGAAGAGCAUAUGAGCAAGUACAGGCACCUCCAUUUUGGGUUAGUCCAAGUUGCUGUGAAGCCGCUGACUGCGAGUGGAUUAAACAGCUCUGUGCUAAUCUGUCUGCGGGAUCGUCGCCUCCUUGACUUCAGACAAUCUCUGUUAGCUGUUGCUCAGUCUAAGUUAAGUGAUGGCCCAAUUUAUUUUAAUUGCCAUCCAAGUUACUCGGUGUCUUUAACGGACCCACAUAUCCUUAAGACCAUAAACCUGAGCAUCAAAACUGAUAAUUUACAGGAAGAGGGAUCAGUGGUUUCAGAUCAUAUAGCUGUUUUUUACAGGGUUUAUUACAGAGUAUCCACUGACUUUCUUUCCAAAUCAAAAGUGUCUUCCUCUGGACGCAAAACCACUUUUGUAGAGACCAAUCUGCUAAGAAACGAUAAGGUCAAAGUUCCAAAGACAAUCGAAUGGGAUUCGUUUGAAGUCCCAGAAAGAUGGAACGUCAGAGACGAGUGAUCGAGCCUUGCAGUUAGGGCAUUGGCGGAUGAUUGAAUGGAGAAUUAAUGUUAGGAAAAAGUGCAGUGUGUAUUGUGUAAGAUAUCUGUAUAUCAUAUCUGCAUGCAUGAUAUGAGUUGUCUGUGUGUGCUUUUUAUGUUUUCCUGCUACCAGCCAUCAUAAGUGUUUGUGACUGCUGGUCUUGUUGACUAUGUUUUUAUUGUGUAUUUUUGUUUGUGUGGGAGCUGGUUUUGUUGGAGAAAAGUUAGGAUUUUGGAUUUGCUUGAUUGUUUACAAGCUGUGGAAUGUUAUUGUUGUUGCUCUCUUCAAUGGGUUAGGGUUCUCACCUAUGACAGAGGGAGCAUCGCAGGAAAAAAUGAUAAGGAUUGUUUUGU